Molecule: messenger RNA, 833 nt
Organism: Nelumbo nucifera (sacred lotus)
Lineage: Eukaryota; Viridiplantae; Streptophyta; Magnoliopsida; Proteales; Nelumbonaceae
Product: sm-like protein LSM7
Biological process (GO): nuclear-transcribed mRNA catabolic process; mRNA splicing, via spliceosome
Cellular component (GO): U6 snRNP; U2-type prespliceosome; U12-type spliceosomal complex
Molecular function (GO): RNA binding
Source: RefSeq, a predicted model, not a curated record
UUACCGCCUCAAAGGCUCAGUGUUAAGGUUAGCGUCGUCUUAACGUUACCCGUCACAGACGAAGCGGGAAAGAGAAGACGAAGCCUGCCGCUCGUGCUUCUCUCACUAUAACGGAACACAGAAGGAGGGGCGGUCGCAUUACGGGCAACCCUUUGUUGGUAUUUUCUGAAGGCUCGAGGGGCAACUGCGAGUGUGCAAAAAUAUGUCAGGCCGUAAAGAAACUGUUUUAGAUCUGGCAAAGUUUGUUGACAAGGGUGUCCAAGUCAAACUAACUGGUGGAAGACAAGUGACAGGGACAUUGAAAGGAUAUGACCAGUUACUGAACCUUGUACUGGAUGAAGCUAUAGAAUUUCUAAGAGAUCCGGAUGAUCCACUGAAGACAACUGAUCAGACACGUCGUCUUGGUUUAAUAGUAUGUAGGGGAACAGCGGUGAUGCUUGUAUCCCCAACAGAUGGUACAGACGAGAUAGCCAAUCCCUUUGUCCAGCCAGAUGGGGCUUAGUCUAUAUCUAAUAAUCCCUUUAAUUACCAACCCUGCUAAGUAAAUGUUAGUGUUCCCUGCUCUUGAAUUUGUAUCUAUCUGUUAAUUUUGAGUUGUCAGUUUGUUCAAAGGCAGGGAACCCAACUAGAACACACCUGGAAUUAAAUGAUCUUGGGCCUCGUGAUAUUUAACAUGCAAAUAUGCAGUACAUUUUCUGAUUUUCAUGUAAAUUGGUUGCUGAAAUUCCAGUGCUGAAUGAGAACUGUUCCCCAGCAGAAUAUUGAUUUUGCUGGACGCCUUUGACUAAUCCAACGGUGCCUAAAAUAUUUAAGAUAUGGUUAUUUACUUGUUA